This is a messenger RNA of Gamsiella multidivaricata, 1240 nucleotides long. RefSeq names its product tryptophan synthase beta subunit-like PLP-dependent enzyme. The record is from RefSeq and is a predicted model, not a curated record. Bases 50 to 1144 code for a protein of 364 amino acids. Lineage: Eukaryota; Fungi; Mortierellomycota; Mortierellomycetes; Mortierellales; Mortierellaceae. Gene Ontology annotation, cellular component: cytoplasm. The transcript has 6 exons. Gene Ontology annotation, molecular function: cysteine synthase activity.
CCUCUCCUGUCCUCCCAUUCCUUCCUUAACCCCUUCCUCAUUCACCAUCAUGCUCAGGGCAGGACUCUCAACCGUCUCGAAGCGGAGCUAUGCUACCUUCAAGCCCGUUAUCUCGGCUGCAAAGCCCGUCAACGGAUUCGUCGGUGCCCUUGGAAAUACACCUCUCAUUCGUCUUAACAAACUGAGCGAGGAGACCGGAAGUAACAUCUACGCUAAGGCUGAGUUCAUGAACCCUGGUGGGUCUGUCAAGGAUCGUGCUGCUCUCUACGUUGUCAAGGAUGCAGAGGAGAGGGGUCUUAUCAAGCCCGGUGGCACCAUUGUUGAAGGAACAGCCGGUAACACCGGUAUUGGACUUGCUCAUGUCUGCAGAGCUAAGGGAUACAAGUGUGUGAUCUACAUGCCUAACACGCAGAGUCAGGAAAAGAUCGAUCUCUUGCGCAUGCUCGGUGCCGAGGUCUACCCUGUCCCUGCCGUUGCAUUCGACAACCCACAGAAUUACAAUCACCAGGCUGCUCGUCACGCCGAGUCGAUUGAGAACGCCGUGUGGACCAACCAGUUCGACAACACUGCCAACCGUCAAGCCCAUAUUGAGACCACUGGUCCUGAAAUUUGGAAACAAUUGGACGGUCAGGUUGAUGGAUUCACCUGUUCCACCGGUACCGGCGGUACGCUCGCUGGUAUUGCCAGAUUCCUGAAGGAGAAGUCCCAGGGUAAGACAAAGAUCUUUUUGGCGGACCCUCCAGGCAGUGUCCUGUAUAGCUAUAUCAAGAGCGGUGGCAAACUGAACGAGCGUAGUGGCAGCUCCAUCACUGAGGGUAUCGGUCAGGGCCGUGUUACCGACAACUUGAAGCCCGACAUUGAGUUGAUCGACGACGCGCUUCAUAUUGCCGACGAGAAAUCGAUCCAUAUGAUUUAUCGCCUUCUGGAUGAGGAAGGUAUCUAUGUCGGCGCCUCGUCCGCAUUGAACGUCGUUGCUGCGGUCGAGAUGGCCCAGAAGUUGGGACCUGGCAAGAAUAUUGUUACGAUCUUGUGCGAUGGUGCCUACAGGUAUCAGUCGCGACUCUUCAGCAAGAAGUGGAUUGAGUCCAAGGGAUUGACGAACGCCAUUCCUGAGCACUUGAAGAAGUAUGCGACUUUGGACUAGAAUUGGGGAAAUCAGGAAUUUAAUAAAUAAACUGCUUUCUGUAUAUCAUCAGCAUCGACCAUUACCAUCCAGUGUUUGAGUUGGUCUGAUCUGGCU